Molecule: messenger RNA, 1743 nt
Organism: Euleptes europaea (tarantolino)
Lineage: Eukaryota; Metazoa; Chordata; Lepidosauria; Squamata; Sphaerodactylidae
Product: S-adenosylmethionine synthase
Exons: 9
Coding region: 19-1194 (391 amino acids)
Biological process (GO): S-adenosylmethionine biosynthetic process
Cellular component (GO): methionine adenosyltransferase complex; cytosol
Molecular function (GO): methionine adenosyltransferase activity; ATP binding
Source: RefSeq, a predicted model, not a curated record
UAGCUUCCUGGUAUCGCCAUGAACGGAUUGCGUGACAGCAGAAUCGAGGAGGGGACCUUCCUUUUCACCUCAGAAUCGGUGGGGGAGGGGCACCCAGAUAAGAUUUGUGACCAGAUUAGUGAUGCUGUCCUUGAUGCACACCUUAGACAAGAUCCAGAUGCCAAAGUAGCAUGUGAAGCUGCUGCUAAGACUGGAAUGAUUCUCCUGGCUGGGGAAAUAACAUCCAGAGCUGCGGUUGACUAUCAGAAAGUUGUUCGUGAAACAAUCAAGCAUAUUGGGUAUGAUGAUUCCUCAAAAGGUUUUGACUACAAGACGUGCAAUGUAUUGGUUGCUCUGGAGCAGCAGUCCCCUGAUAUAGCUCAGGGAGUUCAUCUUGACAGAAAUGAAGAAGACAUUGGUGCUGGAGAUCAGGGCUUAAUGUUUGGAUAUGCUACUGAUGAAACUGACGAAUGCAUGCCAUUGACACUUGUCAUGGCACACAAGCUGAACGCUAAGCUGGCAGAGCUCCGUCGUAACGGUACACUGCCCUGGCUGCGACCAGAUUCGAAAACUCAGGUGACUGUGCAGUACAGGCAGGACCGAGGUGCUGUCAUCCCCAUUAGAGUCCAUACGAUCGUUAUUUCUGUUCAACAUGAUGAUCACAUUUGUCUGGACGAAAUGCGAGAUGCCCUGAAAGAGAAAGUGGUCAAAGCUGUUGUGCCUGCAAAAUAUCUGGAUGAUAGCACAGUCUAUCACCUACAGCCUAGUGGUCGUUUUGUAAUUGGUGGACCUCAGGGCGAUGCUGGCUUGACUGGUCGAAAGAUCAUUGUUGACACCUAUGGUGGCUGGGGAGCUCAUGGAGGUGGUGCUUUCUCUGGUAAAGACUACACAAAGGUCGACCGUUCAGCUUCUUAUGCUGCUCGCUGGGUAGCAAAAUCCCUUGUAAUGUCUGGUCUGUGUCGGAGAGUACUUGUCCAGGUUUCCUAUGCUAUCGGUGUGGCCGAUCCGUUAUCAGUCUCUAUUUUCCAUUAUGGCACCUCCCAAAAGAGUGAGCAUGAGCUCCUAGAAAUUGUGAAGAAGAACUUUGACCUCCGCCCAGGGGUCAUUGUCAGGGAUCUGGAUCUGAAGAAGCCCAUUUAUCAGAAGACUGCAGCCUAUGGCCACUUUGGUAGGGACAGCUUCCCAUGGGAAGUACCCAAAAAACUUAAAUACUGAAUAUGUUGGGCUUCUUUCCCCAGACCUGUUGGUGUAAUUACAGAGAAACUUUCAGGCUCUGUGGGAAAGAGCCCCCCUUCCCUAAACUGGUCCUGUCCUUCUUUGCUCUUGACUUGGUGCACACUGUUCAUUGCCAGGCAUAUUAAUUUCUAUGGGGACCACAAAUUGCACUGUGCUUUUUCCUCUUUGACAUACAAGUAGAGCCAGUUGAACAUAGGAGCUGUCAAUGUAUUGUAGAGAGGAACAGGCUGUAAUCAACAGUGCUUCAGUCUAAUCUCUGUAUUCUCCCAAAGCUUAACAGUACUCCUUUCCUUGAAACAGUGGAAAAAAAGAAACUUCCCUUGUAACUUGCACACAGUCUGUGGUUCCACAUAGUCUCUGUCCAGAUACAUAGAUCAGCAUGAUGUGAUGACUUGGCUCCACUGAGAAUGUAAAGCCCACUUUCCUCCAGCUAAGUUGUUCUCAUGUGAGCCAUCUUCUUACCAGAGAGCCUUGCAUGCAGCACAAGUUCCAUCUGGAGAUCCAGUCUGGUGUGGUUUUUAUCUGGAG